CAACCAGGGAGGAGCAGGCUAUGGCACCGGACCGGCAUCCGCGAUGGACCCGCGACCCAUGACGUCGAUGAGCCAUCAGUUCUCACCUUCCAUGUCACCGUCGGCUUCCGGCUCUUCAGCGCCACCUUCGAUGCUCCAGACCGGUUCAGGCCCGCAAGCUUCAGCCGCAACCAAGCCUGUUCGCACGACAGCCGAUCACAGCCUUAGCUGCGCCGAGUGUCGUCGGCUGAAGCUUAAGUGCAAUCGUCAAUGGCCGUGCGAGACUUGUGUGAAGCGAAACAUCGCUCACCUCUGUCCCGACGACACGCAGAAGAAGGAGAAGAAGCAAGCCGGCAGCUCUCGUUCUGCAGAUGCAGAGGGCACGGCGGUGUGGGACAAGUUGGGCGAACUGGAGCGAAAGAUUGAUCUGCUCGUCUCGGCCCAGCUAUCAUCACACCCUCAAAGGCUCAAGAAUGACAGUACCACUAAUCUCUCUAUGCCGUCAGGCAAUGGUUUACUCCACGACCUGGCAGACCUAGCUGCUGAUCAAAGGUAUCGGAGCAGGCCCAGGCGACCUAGCGAGAGCAAUAGCAAUAGCAGUAACAGCAAGAUGACAGCAACCUCAAAAAGCAAUGCUCAAGGAACUCUCACAAUGGGACCCGACGGAAGAGCGCUCUACCAUGGACCAAAUGCUCACUCAGUCUACUUUGCUCGCGAGCUGGAGGAAGAAACACAGGAGAAGGGGCUCAAGAAGAUCGGAACAGCAGAGAAGAACAAGGAAGCGUCCCCGGAGCUGGGCCAGGCGAUACCUGCUGGAGUUGCAACUCGUCCAGGCUCGCCUUUUAACCCCGUUACAUCUCCUGGGGCCGCUGCUCUGCCUUUGCCCCUUUCGGCGUCGACUCCCCGAUCCGAUGGCCUCAACGAUUCGUCUGCCCUCAUGUGGACUACCCCAGGUCUUCGCUCGCCACAUAGCUCAGCAGCCAUCUACGCUCACUUGCGGCAGUAUCUACCGACCAGAGAUGCUGCCUGGCGGAUGUUCCAGGUCUGUGACGCAUGUGUCACAUUCAUGUGGGACCCGAUCCCUUUCCACGACUCCAUCGACCACAUCUUUGGUGCCGUCUACCAAGACGAGGGACCUGUGGAGAAGCCACCGCAUCCCCACGUCCUCUCGCUCGUAUUCUCAACGAUGGCUUUAGGCAUCUUGUUCGACGUGCGACGACAGCUCAACGACCCAUUAGGCAAACAGAUGUACGUUUGCGCAUGGUCAGCCUUGUGCAUGUCAAACUUUACCGAGGGCCUUGGCCUUGACGGAAUGGCGGCCCUAUCUCGCUGCAUUGUCUACCUGACGGGACGACGUGGUGGCAAAUAUGCCGAGAGCGCCUAUCCGCUUCAUGGUACCCUCAUGCGCUUGACCAUCUCAUCCGGCAUGCACCGCGACCCUGCCGCUUGGGACGUCCCCGUCACGACCUACAUGGCCGGAAGAUCGAGAGAAGAAGCCAAGGAGGCCGAGAGGGAGAGACGUAGAAGGCUCUUUUGGGACCUUCAGUGCAUGGAUGUGCUCCGCUCACUCUCUCUCCACCGGCCUCCCUCGCUCCUCGAUCGGUACGUCGACACUCUUUUUCCCGCCGAAUGGAGUCUCAACAACUUGAGCGAGCAGAAACAUCAGAGCAAAGGCCUGUUUCAUGCCUUCAAGUGUAUCCAGACGCGAAUCUAUGAUCGCAUGCUGGACGAAUGCCUAUGCACCAACAACGCCACCAACUACGAGGCAACGAUGAAGCUCGACGAGGAGAUCAAACACCUUAUUCGCCUUGUGCCUCCCUAUAUGCAACCAGCACUGGAUGAGGUCGAGCCCUCCGCGGACCCCUACAGCGCUCUGGAAAAGGCAUACACCGACAAAGAUGCAAGAGAUAACCUCAUUCUUGAGAUGCAGCGUUACACGAAUCUCGUCAACAUUCAUCAGGGUCUCAUCCUUUUGCACCGCACUUGGUUCAGUCGAGCUUUACAGAAAGAUGCCGAGGACUCGGCAGUGGAACAGGCGAAUCAGCAGCCAUUCCCUGGUACGAACGACGAGGAGAUAUGCGAUGUUGGGCCUUUCGCUCACAGCGUUCGGACGGUCCUCGCAUCUUCCUCCGAGACCAUCCUUCUCAUUCGCGCGCUGUGGUCUCGACAGCCAGCGUUGACGAACAGGUGGUUCUUCUACUGGAAUCUGUGCUUUUCAGCGGCAGUCUGCUGUGCGCUCUACGUCAUUCGAGCACCGAAAUCAAAGGCGGCGCAAGGCGCAUUGAGCGACGUAAGGGCGGCCAUUGGGCUAUUGGAGAAGGCCAAGGUUGGCUGGAGACCGCUUGAGGUACCCUACUCCAUCUUAAGGCGAUUGGAGGCCAGAGGCACGUCGAAGAUCAGGCAGGGGAGCGACGAUUUUGCCUCAUUCAGGCUGCAGCGGCAGCAACAGAGCGACGAACGGCAGAAGAGGGCGGCGCUGGAAGAUGGAGGUGACGAGGAGGAAGAGGACGAUGGCAUGGAGCUCAUUGGCCAAGAGCGGCGACCGACCAAAAAGAAGAAAGUGGGAGGUGUGGACCAACGCACUGGUGCCUCAGGAUCGACGGCGACGGCCAGCAACGGCGACUCGCCGGAUCUGUUCUCCAAUUCUAACGAUUCGUUCGCGACAGGCUACCUUGCAGCAGCGGCAGCAGCCGCUGUGGGCGCGCCAAGCCAAUCGAUGUCCAACUUUGGCAUGGAUGUGACAAUGAGCAGCAGAAAUGGUGACCCAUUCCCGCUUGCUCUUGCCCCCUUACGACAACCUGCACAGCCUUUCACAGAUCCGGAUGCACCUCCUUCGUCCUCUUACCCACAGACAAGCUAUCCGCUCACAGACAACACCGCCUUGGGUAAUUCUGCAAGUGCAGGUGGCGGCACAGAAGCGAGCCUUUGGAUCCAGCUCCUGUCGAGCGGAAUCGAAUGGGGCGACGACCUGUCUAACAUCGACAGCCUCUUCUCGUCGUGAAGUAGGUAUAUGUGCUACCGUCAUUAACUCUGCCCCUCUUUUCACUCAAUGUAACUUAGCUGUAAACAAUCUGUUUUCCUGUGUAAUGGAACGAUGAAGUAAAGAAGC
Messenger RNA from Acaromyces ingoldii, 3088 nucleotides. RefSeq lists its product as hypothetical. Bases 44 to 2980 code for a protein of 978 amino acids. Gene Ontology annotation, molecular function: zinc ion binding; DNA binding; DNA-binding transcription factor activity, RNA polymerase II-specific. Gene Ontology annotation, biological process: DNA-templated transcription; regulation of DNA-templated transcription. Lineage: Eukaryota; Fungi; Basidiomycota; Exobasidiomycetes; Exobasidiales; Cryptobasidiaceae. The transcript has 2 exons. The record is from RefSeq and is a predicted model, not a curated record.